Molecule: messenger RNA, 558 nt
Organism: Peronospora matthiolae
Lineage: Eukaryota; Oomycota; Peronosporomycetes; Peronosporales; Peronosporaceae
Source: the annotation of a GenBank genome assembly
AUGAUUGUAGAAGGGAAACAGAAAAUUCCUGGGUUUGGAGCAGUGGUAAAACAACAGCUCAAUGGUCAUGGUCCUCACGCAAACCAUCGCGAUCUGCGAAACGGACCAUGGAGCGAUCUCGGAAGCUACCCGUCGGGAGGGCGCCAGAUAGUUGGGAAUCCACCGAUCCCGUGGUUGCUGGAGUGGCGGAAGAUUGUCGAAGUCCACGGAAGAGAAAACUCUGUUAGCCACUUGGCGCGCCGGAAGGGUGAUGCUGUGUUCGCUAUCAGACGAAUGGCGAUCCGAAAGCGCAGUGGACUCCGGAGGCGGACUAACAGAGCCAGUCUCGCUGUGUGUCUCCCCUGUCGGCGAUACCUCCACGUCUUCUACGCCGCCAUUAUCUUGAAUUUCGACUACGGGGACAGCCGCGACCGGAGUGGAUGGCUGCGGGAGAAGCGGGAACAACCCGAGCGGCCGGAGAGGGGUUCGGGGUCGAAGAUCGGGUAUCCGAUCAAGGUUGACGACGAGCGGCCGAUCUCGAUUGGGAUAAUGCAGCACGAGUCAAAUCAUCCGAGCUAG